This is a messenger RNA of Scaptodrosophila lebanonensis, 858 nucleotides long. RefSeq lists its product as uncharacterized. The transcript has 2 exons. Lineage: Eukaryota; Metazoa; Arthropoda; Insecta; Diptera; Drosophilidae. The record is from RefSeq and is a predicted model, not a curated record. Bases 1 to 858 code for a protein of 285 amino acids.
AUGAAACCAUACCACGCAGUUUGCAUCUUGGUGGCUGCCUUGCUGCUGCACUCACAGUGUGCCGAGGGACGACGUCGUAAACACAAGGGCGACGAUCAUGAGAAGUCAGAGCAACGAAAGACAAAAACCAAAACCAAGUGGUCCAGCUCGACCGAUCUUGGUGGCAUCAAUGCGCACGUUUCCUCCGAAGAGCAUGGAUACUACGUGAAGCGCACUUACUCGCCAACAGGAGAAGCCAACAAGAAGCAGCUUAGUCCGCCCUUCCUUGCCAUACCCAUUGCCUGGUUCAGCUGUGGAGCUGAUACUGGCUGCCAGACCACGAGUAACUCUGGAGGAAUGAAUGGCGCUGCCCAAGCACUGAGUGAAGGUUUCUUGUGCGAUGAUGACUGUAAUGAGCCCUAUGCACCCAUUUGCGGCAAGACACCGACUGAGGUGGCUGUUUUCUACAACAAAUGCAAACUCAACGUAGCCAAGUGUCGUACACACGGCCUUUGGGCCGAUCUUCCCUAUGAGCAGUGCCAACAGACUUAUCCUAAGGAGACAGCUUACACAGACAAGAAGUUCAAAGCAUCGCCCUACUUCUCGGCUACAAAUGCAGUUGACGCUCAACCAGACAAGCCUGUCGAAUUGCCCAACAACAAUGUUGUCGAGGGGCAAGCUCAACCAGAGAAUAAUGUGGAACCAAUUGCCGCAUCUUCAGGCGCUCCGAGGCCAACCGCUAAGCCCCUAGAGGCCGCCAUGGCAGCUGCUUUGGAUGAGAUCAAUGCGAAAAUAACUGAAGCUGAGAAAGUUGUGGCUCGAGAUUCGAUCAUCCAGGUCCAGGCUGAUAAGGAUAGACUUCAAUAUAAAAUAGCCUAA